UCUUUUAUUUACGUCGCUCGGAAUCAAACCGGUGAAUUUAUUUUCACGCUUCCAGGCGGAAAGUGACGCGUUUGCGCUGCUCGCGUGUGAAAUAAACGUUUCCACCAUUUUGUGCCAACUUGGCUCGACCCCGCCGGCACAAAGCGUCGAACCUUCGAAAUAAGAGCACACGGUUUUCCGCGCUUUUCACCACCGCGGACACGGUUAGCUUCCGCCGCACCGACCGGCUGCUCCCGGUAGACUCCGCGGGGCUGUGCCUGCUCCCCAUGCGGCCCCAGGGCUCCACGUAGUGCCCGGGAACCUGCCGGGAGCCCCCCGCCUCCAGCAGCCGCCCCCGGGACCCGGGCGAGCCGCCGCUGUUAGCAUUAGCCGCUCGGCGGGGCCUGUUCAGGAAGCGGGCGGGAGCUCUUAUUUUCCAAAACCGCCGCUCGUGUGAAUCCUCGUCGGGGCCGUGUGAAACACAUGAGCAGGAAGCUGUGGCACACAUUCUCAGGAUCACUUACUCUACUGAGACAGCAGCAGCGAUGACUCAUGUCACCAAUCAUGGGAAGAUGCUCUUGCAGCGUCUACAUCAGCAGCGGGAGAUGGACUUUUUGUGCGACAUAACCAUAAUGGUGAGAGAUGUGGAGUUCAGAGCCCACCGCAACAUCCUGGCUGCGUUCAGCAAGUACUUCUCCUCCCAGGCUGCGAAAGGUCAAGAUGUCACGACCUUGGACCCUGACAAGGUCAGCCGCUACGCUCUGGAGAAGCUGUUGGAGUAUAUCUACACUGGACAGAUGAACCUCAGCAGCACCAGACAAGCAGCUGUACGACAAGCUGCUGUGUUCCUGGGAAUGCCCGAGGCCACAAAGUAUCUGGAGGAAACCCCCCACUGGUCCGAGCUGGGCGAAACGUCCCAAUCAGAGGCAGAUAAAGAAACUGGUCUCUCUCCUCCCAGUCCAGGCUCUCCUGGAAGCCCCAGCUCCCCAGUUCCCCUGUCAAUCGUCUCCGCUACAGGGGGGUGGAAUGAGGCGGGGAAGAAUGGCAAAGAGCCGGACGAAGAGGCAAAAGAUUUGGACGAGGAAGAGAGAAACAAAAGUGAUGAAGAGUACACUCCCACGACGCCCAAGGCCGCGGGACGUGGACAGGGCCGGAAAAGAGGACGCCCUAAGCGUUUAAGUGGGGAGCAGACGGAGGCAAGCAGCUCGGCUGAUGGCACCCCCAAAACCCAGAGCUACAGAGGGAGAGGCAGGGGGAGGGGGAGAGGAAGGGGCAGGGGACGCGGCAGGGGGAGAGGAAGAGGAGUUUCUUUAAGAGAAGAUCCGUUUUUAGAAGAUUCUGACACGAGUGUGAAGGACUUUGGAGACACCUCUGCGGACUGGAGCCCCUCGCAGGAGGAAGAGUCUCCGGCCAAGAAGCCUCGACUGAGCAGCGGCGAGGGACGGAGAGGACGAGGCCGCGGGAGGGGGAGGGGCAGAGGGAGGGGCAGAGGCCGCGGCAGGAGGAGGGCUGAGGAGGAGGAGGAGGGGGAGGAAGAGGAGGAGGAGGAUGAAGAGGAUGAAGAAGAGGAGAGUGGCUCGCUGGGAGCUGAUGAUGACAUUGAUGAUUUUGGUGAUGAGGAGGGUGAGAUCGGGGAACAGGAUCCGUCAGAAACGGACGAGAUGAUGCUGUCGUGCACCGAGUGCAACAAACUGUUUAAAGACGCGAGCAGCCUGCACCGACACGAGAAGAUCCACAAGGGCCUGAAGCCGUUCGUCUGCAUCUUCUGCUCGAAAAAGUUCAGACAAGCCACACAGCUGAAAACCCACCUGCGCAUACACACAGGAGAGAAGCCGUUCAGUUGCUCCGACUGCGACAAGUGCUUUGCUCAGAAGUGCCAGCUGGUGGCACAUCGUCGGAUGCACCACGGAGAGGAGAAGCCUUUCACCUGCGAGCGCUGCGGUUUCAAGUUUGCUACCUCGUCCAACUACAAAAUACACAUCAGACUGCACAGCGGGGAGAAACCAUACGUGUGCGACAUCUGUGGCCAGGCCUUCGCUCAGUCCAGCACCCUGACGUAUCACAAACGACGACACACCGGCGAGAAACCGUACCAGUGUGAUCGCUGUGGCAUGUCGUUCUCCGUUUCCUCUUCUCUCAUCUCACACGCUAGAAAACACACAGGUGAGACUCCGUACAAGUGUCCGACGCCAAAGUGUGACGCGCGUUUUGCGACGUCUUCUGACUUAAAGAAACAUAUUCGACGACAUCACCCAGAGGGGAGCAGCGGCGUGCAGUGUCUUCUGUGUGGAAACCGAUUUGCCAGUGUGAAGAACAUGAUCAAACACCAGGAGAAGGCUCACGCUGACGAAGUGCGGCAACACAAGGAGAGAGCCAGAGCUGUCGUCCUCCUGGCCUCCAGUCAUCCUAUGGCCUUCGUCCAGAACAAACUUUCCCAGGAAAACAAAGGUUUGGUGUCCAUAUCCGAAGGAGAGCCGCCCAACCCUGAGCCAGCCACCCCCAGCCCCAAAGCCCCGUCUUCAUCCACAGAGGUCACCACCAACACUGAGUCGGUCGACGUCGCAGCCGCCAUCAUCCAGAGCUUAAAGUCGGAGCCCGCUGACCCCCCUGUGGCCGCCGCUGACCAGGUGACCUUCGAUGCUGACCAGGAGCAGACCAUCAACUCGGACACCCUCCACGCUCUGGUGGAGCAGCUGCGGCCACCACCCUCCCCUGCCCAGAGUCUGGAGCAGAUCGUCAUCAUCAGGACGGUGGACACCGAAAACAACCCUCCCCAGCAGUGAGGCCGAGUCGGAGCUCACUGUGGUGGAACGUUUCUCUUUUUAACACGCAAGCCACAAUCGUCAGCGUCGCAGUCCAGGCUCGAGUUCAGUGUUGUAUCCCCUAAAACAGGCUUUCACGGGCAUUGGGUCACAUGGUAGUGAAGGAGAAAAGUGGGGUUUUACAACUCGGGUCUUAUUUUUAUAGUUUUGUUCAUCGUCUCGUCUCUGUCAGGAAACAAACUAAUUUACCUUGAAAGAAAACUGGGAUUGCGGAACAUGGUAGAAAACGAGCAGUCAGACGAUCAGGAGGUAAAAAUUCAAUCUGUUAUAAACAAACUUCGUAGAAAUCCUGGUUUACGUUCAACUUUCUGUGCUGAGCUGCAGGUGUGUGCGGAGGCUCCUUGUUCAGGGACGGAUUAAAGCCGAUUUAUAAUAAAGUGGUUUAAUUAAUCUGGAUAAACCGUCGUCUGAUCGUCUGACGGCUUCUAUUCAAACGGCAACUUCACAUCUCAGUUUUAUUUAUAUGUAUUACUUUUAAAAACGUUGGCAUAAGCUACGCAUGUAAGACCUGAGCUGUGAAGAAGAGGAAAGCUGUUCUCUUGAGUCUGUCACUAACUCAAACAACAUCUCCACGAGGAGGAAAAGUCACAUUGUCAAUUAAAACAGGAAAUCCAAAAGAAAGCGACCGGAACUCCACGUUUAGAUCCUGGUGCUGCCGGUGUUUUCACAGAUUGGAACAUCUCAAGUAAUCUGCAGGUUAUUUUCUUUCCAUUAAAUCCCAGUUUCUCUUAGAACGUAGGUGACCUCCUCAAAUCUCCCCCUAAACAAUUAAUCGAUUGUCCUAUUUUGUUCAUAAUCAUUUCAACUUGGUUAUGUUUCCAGACGUACAUGACUCGGACAUUUGUUUUCUCACAUACAGCCCCUCUAGAUAAUUUCAGGAGAUUAUCCAGAGUCUUCUGGUCAUCUCCUCUAUUUCGCUCGUUUUAUUUAAAGAGGUUUACAGAUUUUAGAAAUGUGUGAAAGAUCACCCAGAGUUCAGGGGUCGGGAUCAUUUCAGAAUCUAAUCUGUGCAUCUCUCACAGUGGUUGAGAAGAAGAGUUUAAGGUUCCUGAGUUUAAUCAAUACAAUCUGCUAAGAGGCGGAAAUGUUCUUCAAACUCUAAAGCCCUCCUCGUUAGAGCCGUGUCGUGUGACAUCGGAGUGACGUCCCUGCAAGGAUCCAAUAUCUGCUCGACGGUUUCCUCCAACUUCACUGAAAUGUCACGACUUUAAGAGAAACGUCUUCCUGGACAGAUGUGUGGCUGGAGUUACUUUCAUUUUACAGCUCAGUUCCAGAUGAGCUACUAACAGAAAAUAUUAAUCAGAUCUAAAUGUUGAUGUGUAAUGGAACAGACAAAACAAGUUUGACAUUGUUUUCAUAGAUAUGUCUGUAGUUAGCAGGAGCCUAGUAAUUCCUUUACUGACCACACGUCACCUGAGUGUCUGACAUGUGAACACUGCUCUGUUAAUGCAAACCAGCGUUUUUGCUUCAGUGUCCUUUACUUAAGUUAGUGUUUGCUUUUUAAAGCAACUGUUUCAGGUUUUAGCAGAAAUGUUUGUGCUUCAAGUUUAACAAAUGCGUCACAGUUUUUCUGUCAACUUGAACUUAGCUGUUUGCUUGUUUAAUGGUUUUAUUUCAUUUUAUUUUUGGAUCAAACGUCUGCAUCACUUGUACAGAAAAUCACACCUUCACUACUGUAUUAAAGCUGUACAACAAGACAGGAAAAUAAAAUGAAACACAAAGUGUUUUGUCUCAGUGGAUGUGACAAAAAAUGA
Molecule: messenger RNA, 4555 nt
Organism: Hippoglossus stenolepis (Pacific halibut)
Lineage: Eukaryota; Metazoa; Chordata; Actinopteri; Pleuronectiformes; Pleuronectidae
Product: myoneurin
Exons: 9
Coding region: 525-2762 (745 amino acids)
Biological process (GO): regulation of transcription by RNA polymerase II
Cellular component (GO): nucleus
Molecular function (GO): RNA polymerase II cis-regulatory region sequence-specific DNA binding; DNA-binding transcription factor activity, RNA polymerase II-specific; protein binding
Source: RefSeq, a predicted model, not a curated record